AUGAGCUACUACGGCAACUACUAUGGAGGCCUGGGCUAUGGCUGUGGAGGUUUUGGUGGCCUGGGCUGUGGCCGUGGCUGGGGAUGUGGCAGUUUCCGCAGGCUGGGCUGGGGCUGGGGAAGUUACAGAUGUGGCUGCUUCCGCCCUCGGUGCUAUGGAGGAUAUGGAUUCUCUAGCUUCUACUGA
Mustela lutreola (European mink) is the source of this 186-nucleotide messenger RNA. Its product is annotated as keratin-associated protein 19-3-like. The record is from RefSeq and is a predicted model, not a curated record. The coding region runs from base 1 to 186 and encodes 61 amino acids. The transcript has a single exon. NCBI's taxonomy places the organism in Eukaryota, Metazoa, Chordata, Mammalia, Carnivora, Mustelidae.